AUGGCGCCGCUAUACGCCGUCGCGUUUCGACCGAAAUCCGUCGCGGCGGGCGCGCGGCGGCUGGCUCGACUCGCGCCGCCGCACGUCCGGCACCAGGCUGGCGUCGUCGUGCUAAGUUGGCUGCUCGUCGUGACGAGUGGGAGAGCGCGCCGCGCGGAGAAGCUGUUCGAAUACCCGGCGUAUUUCGCGUGGGAAGUCGGCGCGGCGUGGACGGUCGUCGCGUUCGCGUUCGUCGCGGCGUGCUCGGCGCUUUCGUUCUCGACCCUGAAUCGCGAUGAGCUCGCGGAGGAAACCGACGACGAGCACGAGAACGACUUGGUGGAGGAGCGAUCCUCGACGCCGACGACGCCGCGAAGACGACUCACCGGCGCGAUCGGCGAGCGAAGGACGGAGACGCCUUUGCGCUCGACGGAGAAGCGACGGACCGGGUGGCGGCGGGUGAUCACCAACCGACGCGCCGGGACGCUCCCCGCGGCGUUCAUCGCGGUGGCGUCAGCGUGCGCGUAUCUCGGCGUGCGCACCUACCCCGCGUUCGCGAUGUUCAGUAACCUCGCGAUCGAGGGCGGGAGGACGAAUCACUGGAUCGCGCUCCACGUGUUGCCCAAAGCGCUGACGUGGACGGCACCCGAUGCUGACGUGGACGUGUCGACGCUCGGGAACUACUACGGCGCGCACGUCGGGAUCGUCGUAUUAGACACCGACGUCGACGCGUUGAAAACCGCGCAGGUGAACCUCGCGCCGUUGCUUCCAACGCACGCGAAGGAGGCGUUACGUCGCGCGGGCGCGGACCUGGACUUUCACAUCACCCCCCCGCCCGGGUCAUGGCCGUACGGUCCCACGGAGGAGACGUUCCGGCCGUUCGCGCUGCCGCUCGCGGAGGCUCGUCGUCGCGUCGCCGGCGUCGUCGGCGGGAGAUCGCCCGGGGACGGCUUCGUGACGUACCGGUGGGUCGCGGGCGGUCGCGUCGUCGGCGCGACGAAGACGAUGAAGGUGGCGGGCGGGAAGGCGAGAGGCGGGGAUGAGGUCUUGGCGAGGCCCUUGCCGCGGUGGCGAGCGUGGUUGCACCGGUAUCGGUCGUUCUCCUUGGACGAGUCGCCGUGUCGGCAUUAG
Molecule: messenger RNA, 1110 nt
Organism: Micromonas pusilla CCMP1545
Lineage: Eukaryota; Viridiplantae; Chlorophyta; Mamiellophyceae; Mamiellales; Mamiellaceae
Exons: 2
Coding region: 1-1110 (369 amino acids)
Source: RefSeq, a predicted model, not a curated record